Spirometra erinaceieuropaei is the source of this 6043-nucleotide messenger RNA. The record is from the annotation of a GenBank genome assembly. Lineage: Eukaryota; Metazoa; Platyhelminthes; Cestoda; Diphyllobothriidea; Diphyllobothriidae.
AUGUCAUUUCGGGAGGUAUCUUCAUUCUUUCUUCCGCUCCACACGGAUGCUGUUGAAUUCUCACCGUCUCACUCCAAAUUGCUCUGUGGAUCAUAUGAACUAGAUCCGGUGAGUAAUAAUCCUCCUCACCCGUUUUUUUUUAUUUAACAUGUUUUCCAAAUCACCAUGCAGAACUUGUUUCUUUUAUGGCGCCUGCGGAAUUUGGUAAAAUUAAGCAUUUCAAUGUCAUCGAUCGAGCCAUUUGACUGAAUUGUCUACGAGCCACCUAUAACCCUUGAUCUCGAAUAAGCCGGUGUUGUAGAAGUUUGCAGUAGCUGUUUCGUAUUCAGUUUCUCACAAACACGGCCUACUGAAUAGCCGUCGGGCACAUUAUGGUCCGAUGAGCCAAAACCACAGGACUUAACUUUUCUUUAAUUGAGCAUAGCGGCGACAAGAUACACUAAUAAAUCCCAGAGAAAGGAGAAAGUGCGAUCAUUGGAACAAGAUGUUUAUUGGCCCGACGUUUUGGAUCUUCACUCCAUCCCAUCUUCAGAGACAAUCGUAGCUUCCAUCGCCGUUAUCUACGACUGUCUCUGAUGAUGGGUUCUUAUUUCAGUGAUCGCAUCUUCUUCUGAAGUGCUUCCUAGAACUCGUCUGUUCGCUUCUAUCGGCAAUUAUUGAAUUUCUUCGUCUUUCCUUGUAAGCAGUCGCACCAGCGGGUACUUUAUCUCAUUGACUCACUCCGGAUUCUCUUACUGGUUGCCUUACAUGACAACCAUUUAUUCUGUGAUUUCUCGCUACUCGUAAGCUACGGGUCCUAUUGUAUUCCUCUGCCAAUACUCAUUAGAUUGGCCGUUUUAACAAAAGACCUUUGGGUCUCAUCUCGACCGACUUUUUGCCUUAAAUUAUAGUUUUAGGGAAUCUUUUCCUGCUUGUAUCAAUUAAACUUUGUCGCAGGAGACUCGAAAAAUCUCAGGAGGUAUUACAGUCUUCACUGUGGCCGAAGAAGUGGUUGAACUCCUAAAACAACAUGAAACUGCCGGAGUUCUGGACUUGUCCUGGUUCGACGAUGAUGUCUGCCUUGCGGCGCUUUCUACGGGCGAAGUUGGUCUGAUUAACCUUUUGGGUGAACCUGAAGAUCCUAACAUGUCAACCUAUCGCAUCUCUGCAAGCCUGCUCCUCUCAGUUGAUGUACUGGAUAAUAGGUAGGUCGGUUUACUACUUCACAGGAUCUCAUUAGGCAAAUGUUAGAGCCAUCAUCUCCGCAGCGGAUGGCGGUCUAUUCCUGUUUGACAUCAAAGAGUCAAGUACGACUGCCACCUGUCGGGCUCAUGAUUACGAGGCAUGGACUGUGGCUUUCCACAAAACUAACCGCAACCUCAUCCUCUCGGGAGGUGACGACUGUCUCGCUCGCCUAUGGGACCUACGCGACGGACUUGAGAAGCCUGUUUUCUCCCAACGGUAAAUUUCUGGUUUUGAGUCUAUUGGCUUACUUGAACUUUUUUUGACCUUGACUGAUUCACCUGCAGCUGAAUCGAGUUGCAGAUUUUCGCUCUUCAUUUCUGUCGAUCGGUAGCAACAUCCUUAUGGAAAGCUGAUCACUUGGUACGCGAACCCCGCUAGCCGUGCUAACGGGACCACUGUUGUGCACCAAGUCCAUUUUUGCUCAUAUUAUUCUCUGGAAAUUUGAACGUCAUCCCCAGUCGAAACGGAAUUUUGAUGAAAUGGCAUCCCAGGGGAUUUAGCCCUCAAGUUACCGCGGGCGUGGCCAGCGGGUUUUGUGCGUAGACAGUGCCCAUUUUGUUUCUGGUUAGCUGUCAACUCGUUAUUUCGAGGCAAUUUUAAAGAGGGAAGAGCACACACCAUUAACUAGACAUUGCCAGGCCCUGAAUAUCUCCUGAGCAAAAAGAUCUGCCCACGCCCCGGACGGAUUUUCAUGACGAAAAUUUUACCAACUUGUUCUUGAUCUCACGCUAAUUCCAGAGGCCUCGACGGAGUCAAGUAAUGAUUGCGGAUCUUCCUGAUCCGAUGUUCUUCAUCAGUCUUACUCUGCGCAUUUAAAUGAAGUUCGGUCCAGCAUAAUAGUGGUCCACUGGCCCAAGAAAUGAACCAUUAUCGAACAGUUGUCGCCUUCCUCUUAACCCGUAAUUAUCAGUUUUCUGAGGAACUUAUUCUUAGGCCUGCCCCACCUACAUUCGCUUUCUGAUGGAUCGGCAAAAUGAAAAACUGUACACCUCCCUCCUGUCGAAAGCCCUGAUCAUUCCCGUACGUUCGUAACCGCACAUGCUGAAUUGAUCUUAAAGGACGGAGAACACGAGUGCCGUAGUAGUAGAAUAGUGGUAAAUAUUUCUGUCGCCCUUGUUGGAUAUCGACUUGACCGUAGUCGUUCUUGUCUCUGCAUUAGCAGUUGUUUUCGAGAAUUCAGACCGAAAGACAAUGUAGUCUAUCAGCUAAUGCUGCCGGAUGCCUCAAGAAUCUGCACAAUGGGUGAGGAACUGCAGUCAGUUAUUCCGACACCGAGUCAUUUUCAAACUGAACGGAAGCUGCGAAGACCGAGCGUGCCUUGUUUAGAAGCUGGUCGAUUCACCUCGAAGUGAUGUUGUGGCUGUCAUUGACGCUGUUGCCAUACCAUGAUUGUCUCCCCUCUUUUAGCCAUACAGUCUAGGUAACUGAGUCUUUCAAAAUCAGUUGUUACCGCGUCGCAUCACAUUUACUGAAAGGCCCUCGAGGUCUUGAGUAGUUUGACCUCAGAAUUAAUUUUGUUAUUACCGACAAAGACAAUGGAGACUGGAAUGGCCAUUUCUGGUUUAUUAGCCGUCGUCAGCCAGUCAUACCCAACCCCGAGGCGUGGAACACCCAAGGCUCGAACUCGCGACCUGUUAGUCCACGCCGCUUUGCGGCUGCUGGUUGGGCUCGGGAGAGAAAGAGAGAGGACCUGUAAGGCACAACGGAACGAGUAACUUCCGUAAGAACGAUCGGUGAGUGCCCCCUACCAUCAGAAUUCAUUGCUGAGUAGUUUGACCUCAGAAUACAUCGCUGUCACGUCGUGAAAGUCUUCAGGGAAGGCGUCUGGGAUCCAUGUUCCCUGAGUAGCCGGUUGGUUUAGACUUGUCUGUCGGUCGGACCGUAUCACCAAAGACUCGAUCUUACGACGAGGCCCAUUCAUACCUAGCACCCCGACGAUGUAGAUGCUCUUGACUUGAGACCCCUGAGAGAUGGCUUUCCUCGGCAAUGUAGCGGAGCGGCUGUGGUUAGCCGGACGGGCGCUCGAAACUGUUUCAUAAUUCGUUAGAUGGCCCACCUCUUGCUUUAUUGGCAACAUGCAGUCGGGUUUAAGCCGAACCCUCUAAAGAAGCUAAUCAGGCCGAUCAGGCUGAAACGACGAUCUCCAAAUAUCGUAAAAUCUUCCUCUUCAGUUUACUCAGAGCUAUGUGUGCUAACAGCGCAUCCAAUUUCUCAGGGAAUACGCAGGCGGGCAUAAGGUGGCGGACGGCAAGCGUACAUGUACGUGACGAUUUAGGAACGUAAUCCCUACAAAUUUUGGGGUAUUUUCGUGUUUCCUUAUUUUCAUAUUUACCCAACUGUGAAAAACUCGGCGCCUCGGUGGGAUUCGAACCCACGCAGUAAGGGGAGGGCUUUAGCGCAGCCAACGCUCUAACCACCUGAGCUACGAGGUCCCGCCGGACGACGCGAGUUUAAUCACAUUUGGGUCAAGUUACCUGCCCAACCUACUGCAACGUCUGGAAUCCACCAAAUCUGGUACAGUAAGUUGACUGCCCAGCUUCCAUAGGCUCCAUAGGCUAGAGAAAAACUAAACACCGACUCUGUAGAGAUAGCGAGAGCGAGACGAGUAGGUCACUAGAGCGCUAACGCCGUUACUGAUUAACAUAUACGUGUUUACUGUUUCGGGUGGGUCUUUCUGUAUGUUUUGCCUACUUCAUAAUCAAACUGAACUCUUGUCUCCUUUUGUAGGCAUGAAAUGGGCGUUUGUAGCGUAUCCAGCCUGCCCCAUUGUGAACACAUCAUGUCCACCGGCUGGUGAGUUUGAUACCUCAGUCUCAUCGAAAUCCGUUUGUCAGCGCGCUAGGACACCAGAAUAGGAACCCAUCAUAAUAGAAAAGAGUUUUACGCUAAAUUCAACCCAGGGUACCGUGUUUUAACCCUGGUUCUAACCCCAAACCUUAACCCUAACCCUAAUCUCCUUGAACUUCAGCAAAAGGCCACCUGUAUUUGGAGCGAGUUUCUAUUUCCGUGUUUUUGUAGGCCACAUCCUCAUCAUCUCGUUAUUAUGCGCAAUAUUUACGAUUGUCAGUGAGGCUACCCUGAAUUUAUCGGCUUUCUGAAGAAGGCUAUUUAGCCGUUCUGACAUUUGGGGUUAUAGGGCACCAAGUUGGCAGCAAAGGUACUGACUAAAAGCCCAUGCGCGUGUUUCGCCGAUAUUCUGCCGCUGCAUGGCACAGCUGCGAGGAGUUCGCCCUGAAGCAAAAAAACCUACUGAUUGGAGCUACUCCCCUGUGAUUAACGGCUGUGCAGUAUGGUGAAUGCAACCGCAAAUUUUUUAACUCGCUUCUUUGUCCACCUUAUUACUUUAAAAUGUACAAGUUCGAUGAGGCGCGAUUUUCUGCUAAAGUACUUCACGGUUUAGGUUUUCUUAUGAUUCCUUCUAUUCUAACAAUAAGUGUUUGCAUAAGCAAGAAGAAUCGGUUUGAAAAGGCGAUGCUUUUCCUGGUGGGUGUUGUGACGACCUCAAAUUAUUCCUUCUGAAAGAUUAGAUUGCCUCACUGUGCGAAUAAGCUCCAAGUCAUGUCCCAUUGCAAAUCCAAUCAGGAAGCUUUUUUGCCUUGAGGCGUGCGCACACUGCAGCAAACGGACUCCCAAACCACCCUCGUUAAGUAGACCAUGUAUCUAGAAAGACCAAAUUGUGCACUGGGUUUUCUCUGGGGUUUUUGUUUUCUGUUAGACCGCUCCUUUAGAAAUUUUCUAACUUUCAGCACAGUUUUCGCUACGCUUUCUUCUUGACGGUUCUGCUGCAUGUCUGCGCACUCGCACCGGGCUUACGACAAAAUACGGAGACUAAAUCGUCCAUGAUUUUUUAUUCUUCUAGUCUUUUAAGCUGCAGCAUGCUUUUCUGUAGAAAAGUGAUUUGUGAGUUGGGAGAUUGUUCAUUUGUGGAUUAUUUCAUCUCAAAGUAUGAGGACAGUAGUAGCAGUCGUUGUUUGUUUACCUCUUUUGUAUUUAAGGUUGCACUGCUAUGGCCCGGCAACCUAGUGCGAACAUUUUACCCCCUUGAAUGCUCCAUGUGAACUGCACUGUCCCAAAUAUGGAAUGGUAUCCUUCAUUUAAAUGAGCGAAAUGCAACCCGUAUUUGCUUUUUGACGAUUUAAGGCAGAUUUCGCCUAUUUCCCCGAUCUAGUUGAAGGGCCCUGUAGGACGUAUACUACUUACUUGUAAACUUUUAGGCGAGAAUAUCUGUUGUGAACGUUUUUUCCCCAAAAAGUCUGCUCGCGUCUUCAGCAAAUGAUUACGACUGCUUUACAGGAAGUAAAUCAUCUCACAACUGUGCUGUUUGCCUCUUUUGUGAUCUCAUACUGUUAAUGUAAAAAGUAAAAUUUUGAAGUCUGAAAGUCCGUAGAUGGGCCUCGUGCGACUGGCUCCACUAUCGUUAAUUUCUGCGAUUUUUCCAUGCAGUUUUGACGAGCGGCUACGCAUUUGGGACCUGCGCGCGCCCAAAUCUCCCCUAGUCAAGGAGGUCGUUCAUACUGUGGGUGGUGGUGUCUGGCGACACAAAUGGGCCAAACCAUCCGCUUCGCACUUCCUCCUCGCCGCCAUGCACGCUGGUUUCGCUGUUGGCGCAGUUGAGACCAAUGAUCUGGAUCCUUCUAAUGAUCGGCAAGCAGCCCCACUAGUCUCGUACUAUCGCCAGACCACAGAGUUGGCCUAUGGUGCUGAUUGGUUUAUCCUCCGCGAACACGCGGGAUCCUCCACCCGUGCAAGAUUUUGCGCUUUGGUUGCAACUUGCUCCUUUUAUGACAAUCAUGUAACUUUCGCUGUUUACGAAGGAUGA